Molecule: messenger RNA, 3060 nt
Organism: Trichomonas vaginalis G3
Lineage: Eukaryota; Parabasalia; Trichomonadida; Trichomonadidae
Product: A-type inclusion protein-related family
Exons: 1
Coding region: 1-3060 (1019 amino acids)
Source: RefSeq, a predicted model, not a curated record
AUGGAUUCUGAUUUAUCGAGUCCCAUUACAGAAAAUGGGGAUUCGGAAUCGGUUGACUUCUUUUGUGCCCAGUUUAAUGCAAAGUUUGGCGUUUCAACAACUAAUUUACAACAAGUUUUAGAUAUUUGUGAUGCGUUAUUCUCGGAUUUGCAUCAGCAACAGAAUCCAAUCGAUGUUAAUGGUAAGAUUGAAAAGCUUAAGAAGAAACUUAAUGAUACUAGAGCGAAAAAUUCGGAUUUAAUUGGCGAAAUUCAAGAUUUAGCAAAUCAAAACGAAGAAAUGCAGAACAUAAUCGAAAAUUUACAACAUGAAAUUAAUGCUCAAAAAGAAAAAUGCAAUUAUCUUGAGUCAAACCUUAAUAAUUCUCAAAAUCAAAUUGCAGAACUAAAGCAAGGUCUCGAAAGAGGCACACAAACAAAGAACAACCUUCAGAAAUCAUUAGAUACACUCAGCGAUAUGUAUCAAGAUCAAAUUUCUGAAGUUACAUCUUUAGCUCAACAAAGAACUCAGCUUCUGAAGAUAAUUCAGAAACAAAAACUGCUUAACGAAGGAUUUGAGAAUGAAGCAAAGAGCGUUAAUGCAAAAUCUCAGGUUAAACAAGUUCCUGCUCCAAUUCCGGAUAAUUUUGUCGAUUUAUUUACGAUUCUUGCAUCAAUCACUAAAGCUGUUUCAGAAGUAUUGCCUUCAACACUUCUUCCUGAACUUGUUAAAAUCAGAGAUAACGCAGAAUGCUCGCCAAUUGACAGAGUAACUCAAAUAAUCAAUACAAUUUGUACAUCUAAUAAGAAUUUGGAAUCGACAAUCAAUGCAAAUAACGACAAAAUCAACGAGAUUACGCAAGAAAACGAGAAAUUGCAGCAAAAUGUAAUUAACGUAUUAGCUUUAUUCGAAGAAGAGCUUUCAUUUAUGCAGAACCUAUCAACAUCGAAUGAUAUCAGUAGUUCGUUACUAUACAGACCAGAAAUUGGAGGUCCAAUACACUUAGAUGAAAAAUCUCGAGAAUUCCUUAUAAGAAGAUGUGCCAAUAAUGCCAAAUUCAUACAAGAAACGAUAUCAACAAUACGUAUAGAAGACAUACAAGAGUCAAUUGAAAGCGCAGACCCAACUCAUAUUUUUGAUCUUCUUAUUCCAAACAAUUUAUCAGAUAAACUGCAUGCAUUCUACAACAGAAUGGGAUCUAACGAUAACCCAAUCUUCAGAGAGCUGUUUGACAUGUAUGCUGCCCAAAUAUUCUCUAAUUCUCUUCUCCAAAACCACUGUGUUGAAGUUAGAUCGAGAUACGAGAUACUACAACGUAAUUUGAACCAAGCCAAACAGGAAUUAGAAGCAAAAGUGGAACCAAACAAACAAAUUCUCAAAGAAAUCGUCAGACUUCGGAAAAGAGAAGAAAAAAUCAAAAUUUUAUUGAGUCAGUUCUUCGAUGUUGGUGAAGAAAGAAAUAUAGUGAAACUUGUAUUCAACGCACUCAAGACUUUGACAGCAGAAAAAAGUGAACAACAAAAAAUUGAAGAAAAAAGUGAAGAAAAUCCGAAAUUUGAAGAAAAAGUGACAGAAAAAAGUGAAAUUGAAAAUGACGAAAACAUCAAAGAAUUAAAUGACAAAAUAGAAGAUUUAACACGUAAAUUGGCCAAUGCUAAAGAAAUGAAGCAAGAAAUGGAAGAAAGAAUGAAUGAAUUACAAAAUGAUUUUGCAAACAAACAGAAAUCGAUGGAUGAAGUCAUUUCCAAGUACAAAGCACAGAAUGAAGAGUCAAUAAACCAAUUAAAGUCCGCAACGGCACAAUUAGAAGACUUAAGACAUGAAAACACUCAAAAAACAGAAGAAAUUUCACAAUUAAAGGAAAAUUCGACUGAAAUCAAUGACCAAUUAAGAGAAGCGAAAGAUUUGAUCCAGCAAAUGAAGAUAGAAAGGAGAGAACUAAAACAGCACGUCGACAUGCUUGAAACAGCAAACAGGAAAUCCAUAGACAGACUCAAAGAAAAAUCUCAAUCUUUGAGACACGAAUAUGAAAAAGCUGUUCAAGAAACACAAGCUGAAUUAGCAAGUGCAAGAAUUGAACUUGAAACAACAAUGGAUGAUUACAGGAAACUAUUGGCGAAGAGUGAAGAAAAAGACGAGAAUUUGAUACGAUUACAAGCAAUGAAUAAAACUUUUGAACUCAAAUUAAAAGCAAUGGAUGAAAAGAGAAUGAGUGAAACGAAUUCAUUGCAGAUGCAAAUGCAGACACAACUUGAUUCAGUUAUAGCACAAAGUAGGGCCAAAAUCACACAGAAAGAAGAAGAAAACUUGGCUUUGAUUGUUACAUAUUCUCAUAGAUUUGAAGAGAGAUAUAAUUUGUCAUUAAUUCCUUCAUCAUUAAGUGAAUUUCUUGAAACUCUCGAGAACGAAUUGGAGAAGAAAAACAAAGCACAGAUUGUUUAUGAAGAGACUGUUUCUGAUUUGUUGAGAGUUCAGCAUUUGCUGAAUCUCCUUCCUUCAUCAAAUAUAUUUGAUGCUGUUAAUGAUUUGUUCGCUGAGAAAGAGAAGUUAAAGCAACAACAUGAAUCAGAUUCUUUAGAAAUCCAAAAAAUGACAGAAAAAUUCGAUGAAACAAUUAAAGAAAGAAAACAAACAUUAGUUCAAAUAGAAGCAUUGCGAGAAUGGGAUAACUGGGCAAGAAGAUUGCAUCGAAUAGUAUGUGAGAGAUCUUGCACAACUUAUUCAUCUGAAAAGCUCAGAUUAAGUUUGGAAGAAGCAAUUUUGUCAGCUGUUUCUCAAAAAACAAUUUUGAAUAGAUUGGAAAAUUUGAGACAACAAAAAACAGCUUUGUUAUUGGUUGAUAGACCAAUAUUAACUACAAGAACACAGACAAUUAGACCCACAUGGGCCUCAAUUAUAUCUGUUUGUGUUUCUUGCAGAAGAAUUCAGAAAAUGGCAGGAGCUGUUUCUAUUAUUUCGCAAACUCCUACAACUGUUGAAUUAAAUGCUUCUUACACUUCUUAUGAUUCUUUAAAUAGCACGAAACCAUCGAAUCAAAGUGAUGAAUCAAUAAGAUAUCCACCACUGUUUACUUCAUUGUAA